UUUAACUUUUCCUUCUUCCCCUCUCUCUCUAUCCACCUUCCGCCACCGUCACCACCGCCACCAACGCACAACACCUCCUUUUCCUUCCUUUUUAUCGCCCAACUCCUCCCACAUUGUAUAGAAUCUCCCCCACAUAUCUCUCGUCGAUCCCAAUCUCAAAACCCUAAUCAACUUCGUCUUUUUAUUUCUGCCCUGCAUAUUACUGUGUUCUCACUCCCCUCCCCGCGGAUCCAUAUUCCGGGACCAACGGCGGCCCUACACCGUUGGAGUAAAUCAGGUGAUCCCGAUCAUAUAGCCCCGAAAUUGUAUUCGGAGAGAGCUAUUACUGAGCUAAAAUUGAAAAUCCUGUCCCAUCCAUUGGAUUGCUGUUUCGUCCCAGGAUUUCUUAGUUUCCAGCUGAAAUCGAAAACCAUGGCCGCGGUUUCAGUUCAUCAGUUUGCUCAAUGCAUCACUUGCCAUGCUUGGAGCCCAGAUCACUCGAUGAUAGCCUUUUGUCCCAAUAACAAUGAAGUGCAUAUCUAUCAGCUUUUGGGAGGAAAGUGGGAGAAGAUCCACGUUCUUCAAAAGCAUGAUCAAAUUGUCUCUGGAAUAGAUUGGGGCGUAGGUUCGAACAGAAUAGUUUCUGUUGCUCAUGAUCGGAAUUCUUACGUGUGGUCACUAGAAGCGUCAGAGUGGGUGCCAACCCUUGUUAUCCUCAGACUUAAUCGUGCUGCACUUUGUGUACAAUGGAGCCCAAAAGAAAACAAGUUUGCUGUCGGAAGUGGGGCUAAAACUGUUUGUAUAUGCUACUAUGAGCAAGAGAACAACUGGUGGGUAAGCAAAAUUAUUAGAAAGCGGCAUGAUUCUUCUGUGACAAGUGUUGCCUGGCAUCCUAAUAAUAUAUUGCUUGCAACCACAUCAACCGAUGGAAAGUGCCGAGUAUUCUCUACUUUCAUCAAAGGUGUAGACACGAAGAACUCUACAGGUUCUUCUGAUUCAAAAUUUGGAGAGCAAAUCAUGCAGCUUGAUCUCUCAUUUAGUUGGACAUUUGGCAUCAGAUGGUCCCCACAUGGCAAUACCUUAGCCUAUGUAGGUCACAACUCAAUGAUAUACUUUGUUGACGACGUUGGACCUUCUCCGUCUGCUCAGAGUGUAACCUUCCGGGAUUUGCCUCUACGAGAUGUUCUGUUCGUUUCUGAAAGAAUGCUCAUUGGCGUGGGAUUUGAUCGCAAUCCCAUGGUAUUUGUAGCAGAUGAAAGGGGAUUAUGGAGCUUCUUGAAGUUUCUUGAUGACGGUGAACAAACUCCAGGUGCAAAAUAUGGCUCACAGCGUUCUGGAACAUUUGGAAAAUUCUACAGUCAGUCGAAAAACGGAAGCAAUGACGAGAGUAGUGAAAACUCAAGAAAACACGACAACUGUAUCACUUCUAUCGUGGCCCUCAAGGAUGUGGGAGAUACUACAAUCACCAGCUUCAGCACCUCAGGAUUGGAUGGCAAGAUAAUCGUAUGGGAUUUGCAAAGGGAACAAGAUCUACUGGAGUACUUAUAAAUGUUGUCUGUCUGUUGGCCUAUUGUUGCUGUAUCUUAAAAGGUUGAUUUUAGCGGUGCUCGAUUCUCUACUCAUCGUUUAUGCUUUACUUGUAGAGCUUUUGCAAUGAAAUUACCGUGUUCCCGUUUUUAAUGAAUAUGAUUGUAUCCGUCUCUGUAUUUGUGAACAAGUACAAAGUUUUGUCGACGAUGUUGAUAUACAAACUUCAGAAUGUUGUGAAUUGUGAUAUACAGUUCUGUAUCAGCUUUGUUGCUAAUAAUAGAUUGAAAAACAAUCUCUGA
Striga asiatica is the source of this 1808-nucleotide messenger RNA. Lineage: Eukaryota; Viridiplantae; Streptophyta; Magnoliopsida; Lamiales; Orobanchaceae. The record is from the annotation of a GenBank genome assembly.